AUGUUGCUGUCUAAAGUUAUCCUAUUUUCAUUAUUUUGUGAAAUUAAAACCGAACAAAAUUCAUCCUUGAGUCAAACUAUUCAUCGAGCUAUUGAAGAAUCCCAUCCAUCAACAAUUUAUUUCGUUGAUUUCGGUGCCAUUAUUCUUAGCAAUUAUUUUCAAAAACCAUUCAAUAUUCCCGUAAUUAUUCUUAAUACCAUUUCUUUAAAUGAAGCCUUUAAAAGUGUAGAUGAAAACAUUAUCCUUGUGAUUCAGGUGUCAAGCAGUUUCUCAAAUUUUCAUCACUUGGUUAAUCAAAUAAGAGUUCGAAGGUUUGUCAUUGUUUAUGGAAAUAGUCUCGAAGAACUUUGGAGUUAUUUCGUUAUCCUUUGGAAGGAAUGUUUUACAAGAAUUUUUGGAAUUGCAGCCAACAUCACAUAUGCUUAUCUUCCAUUUGACGAUAAUCCUAUUAAAGAGUUAUUAUUGUCAAAUGAAAUUUCAUUACCCAAUUCUCUCAAGGACCUGAAUGGCUUUACUUUUAGAACAUAUUUUUUUAAAGAUAUUCCCAGAGUUUUCUGGUACACGGAAAAAAAUGGGCAGCGCAAUAUUGGAGGAUACGCUGGACAGGCUUUUCUUGGAUUUUUGAAAAAACACAAUGCAACUUUUGUCGAAACCGAAAUCAAAUAUUUUGAACCAUUAAAUGAAUUUAUUAAUGCAACCUUAGGUAAGACAAUCGACAUGUAUAUGAAUGUCUUCGAGACUUAUGAUGGAUUUGAGCAUUCAUAUCCAAUUAAAUUUCUUAAAUGGGGCAUACUAGUACCACUCAAUGGAUUUGUGGACUCAAGCCAGUACUUUUUGAAACCAUUUCAACCAACUGUUUGGAUGACUUUUGGACUUUUGCUUUUAUAUUUGAUUAUCACUGAUUUUCUAAAAGAUUAUAUUUCCGAAGAUUCUUCAAAUGUGUGGAAAUCCUUUAGUAAAAUUUUCUUGAUUUUCCUCUAUAUGCCUUCGGAGAAACCAAUAACUAAAUCAUAUUGGUAUCAUCUUCAAAUACUGAUUGCGGCAUUUAUUUGUGUGAAUUUUUACCUCAUAUACAUGACAUCGUUUUUAACAGUCUUCAUUAAAGUUCAACAAUUUGAAUCAAUUCAAGAUCUAAUUGAAAACAAGUUCCCAGUUCUGAUGAACGACGUUGAUUAUGUUUCCUACUUGAAACUUGCAUAUAAACCAGACAAAUUUGAGAAUAUAAUAGUGGUGGAGAGUUAUAAAUCUUUUGUCGAGGAAUUGAAUUCAAUGACAAAUACCAGCUUUGCUUAUGCCGUUGGCAGUGAUAACUUGAAAUUUCUAAUGGACGCACAAAUAAAACCAAAAUUUCAUAUAAUAGAAGAUAACUUGCAGCAAUAUUUCAUGGUGUUUCUAUUUGCGAAAAAUUCAGUCUUUAAAGAGAUACUGAGUGAUUUUAUAAUUCAAAUUUUUACCACAGGUUUGAUUGAUCAAUGGACACGAAAUGCUUACUACCAGGCUAAAAAUGAGGGUUACAUCUAUUCUGAUAUGGGACACGUUUUUAUGGAGCAAGACAACUAUCAUUGA
This is a messenger RNA of Episyrphus balteatus (marmalade hoverfly), 1566 nucleotides long. RefSeq lists its product as uncharacterized. Bases 1 to 1566 code for a protein of 521 amino acids. NCBI's taxonomy places the organism in Eukaryota, Metazoa, Arthropoda, Insecta, Diptera, Syrphidae. The transcript has 2 exons. The record is from RefSeq and is a predicted model, not a curated record.